Messenger RNA from Tribolium madens (black flour beetle), 2809 nucleotides. Its product is annotated as phospholipase A2 inhibitor-like. Gene Ontology annotation, molecular function: protein binding. NCBI's taxonomy places the organism in Eukaryota, Metazoa, Arthropoda, Insecta, Coleoptera, Tenebrionidae. The coding region runs from base 59 to 1456 and encodes 465 amino acids. The transcript is spliced from 5 exons. The record is from RefSeq and is a predicted model, not a curated record. Gene Ontology annotation, cellular component: extracellular matrix.
GCAGACUUCUAAAUACUUAACUUAUCGAAUCACAGUGUAAUAAAGUGCGUAUCAUACAAUGUAUUUCCAGUACUUAUAUUUUUACUCGUACUUGUUUUUGAUGUCGGUAACAGCUGAAGAAAUCUUUGAAAAUUCCACAAAUAUCUGCUCGAAAUGCACUUGUGACUACUCCGAUGAUGCCCAAACUCUCACUCUCGACUGUUCUAAAAAACAUUUUAUUCAUAUGUUAGCCGCUUGGCCUCCACAUAAUGCCACUAUUAAAGCAAGUUUCGCUUAUAAUAAUCUCAAACACUUGCAAAAACUUCCAUCAACUGCUGCUGUUGUUGAAAUUAUACUUUCUAACUGCAAUCUCAAAAUUUUAAACCCUGAACCAUUGGAGAGUAUCGUCAAUAUAAAAUUUCUUGACUUAAGUCAUAAUCUUCUAACGUCAGAACAACUGACUCCAGGUAUUUUUAAAGGUCCCUACAAUGGUACUAAACCAACUGCGAUAGCUCUAGAAGAGUUAGAUUUGAGUUAUAAUCAAAUUCAUAGUCUUCAAAACAACGUUUUUAAGUUCGCACCAAAUUUAAAACGACUUAAUCUCAAAGGAAAUGAUUUUGUCUUGUUAGAUAUACAUACACAAUUGGCUCUUACUUCUCUAAGAGGUCUUACAAGUCUGAAUUUGGCUGACAAUGAGCUGACCGAUUUGGUAAAAAGUGCAAUUGAAGGAUUGGACUAUUUGAGAGAGUUGGAUUUGUCGAUUAAUGACUUGGAUUUUGUUCCGUAUAGUUUGAAAGCAGUGGCUAAAAGUUUGCAAGUUGUAAUUUUAGACGGUAAUCCUAUUAUCGAAAUGACUGAGGAAAGCUUCCAAGGCUUAGAAAAAUUGAGCGAAAUAUCUGCCAACAACUUGACCAAACUCCACCACAUCAACUCGAGUGCUUUCGCACCAACCCUAAACCUAAAAAAACUGAGCCUCACAAACAACCCUUCACUUGAAGACAUCAAUGUCGACGCUUUUUCCCCCAACCAAGCAAUCGAAGAGCUUUAUUUAAAUGAUAACAAUCUUUCAACGGUCCCUUUCGAUCUCAUUUCUUGGCAACAAUUGACCAAUUUCGCUCUCAAUAACAAUCCCCUAACUUGUAAUUGCGACUUGUACAAAAUCGCCACAUCUCUUCCUACGUCUAUAACUCGAAUUUCAAACGGUCCGACCUGUUUCGACCUUCACACCUCGACCACCAUCAUGGUCUACAACCUCGACAGCGCCAUCUGCGAGCCACAAACUCUUCCAGCUCUCAAACCUCGAAUCUUACGACACCAUUUCUCCAUCCCCCUCACCGGUCUCAUCGUAGUCCUCUCAUUGGGACUUUUCGUAGCCAUCGCCUUAGGCUACAGUCGAUACAAAAAAUUCGCUUCAGCGACGAGAAACCCAUAUGUAUCACAGGUCGUCUAUAGUCCGCUGUUCAAUCGCGCGGUCUAAAAUAAAAUCUCACCUCUGCUGUUCCGGCCAGCUGCUUCGUAUACGUUAGGAAUUGGUUGAGGAGGUCUUCGGCUUUCCGGGCGACCUCUUUGAACCUGUAGAGAGCUUCAAGCUGUUCGAUGCAUCUCACACAGAUGACGUGCGGCAGAGGGUCGCUCUUGGCAACCUGGAAAGUGAUUAUUACGGUGAUUAAUUCGUGUUGCGUAAAUUUUCGUAUGUGUGUGUUUUGGUGUUGUGAAGGAUUAUUUUUAGGUGUGAUUAAUAGACAAAUCCUAGAUUUCCCUAGUAUGUUAUCGAAACCGGGGAACGAUGUGUGCAUAGAUAACGGCUAAUUGUACGAUUAAAAAAAACUGAAACUCUAGCUCGACGCUUUUUGUUGUUGUUACUUUCUACAUGGUUAAUUCUAGAUUUGUGUUAAUGACAGUUGACGUAAGAAUAAUAAUAAAUAAAAUGGUAAAAUAUAUGCAGCGACUGAAUUAAUAAUAGAAUUAGGAAAGAUUAUUCCAAACAAUUUUAUUACUUUUAAGCUAAUUAUACAGUGAACCAAAAGUAGCGCAUUCAUAAUCCUUUAAAUCCCCGAACAGGUCAAUUUUAUUUUUGUAAAUGAUACAUUUUCGUUAUACUAUUAUUUAUAAUAUCAAUAAUUUUUAAGUAACGACGUUAUCAGUAUUUUUUAAAUGGCAACCAAACAUUUUUGUUUACUGUUUUAGUAAUAUAUUUUUUAAAAAGGUAGAAGAAUGCAUCUAUUACCAAAAACAGUCAACAAAAUCGUUGGUUGCCUCAAAUAUACAGGGUAGUUUUAUCCUGCAAAAAUUCAGGAUUAGUUAGAACAAUGAAAAAUUGUUGGCGCCAUUUAUCUCUGGUAAGAAAGCGUUUUUGAACACUUGUUCGUAAGACAAACCCACAUUAUUUUCACGUAUUCUAACUAUUCCUGAAUAUUCGCCGGUAAAACGGAACUACCCUGUAUAAUAUAGUUAUUCUCGUUUAUCGUUCAUUGAUUGAAAUUUUUUUACAACUCCACCAUGUACCAAUUUUGAGAUAGUAAUUAAUACUAAAUAUUCAAUAAAUUCAAUUCAAAAAUUACUUUGUAAUUUAUGUAGGUAUAUCAUCAUUAGUAAAUAUUGAAUAUUCACCAGCCAUCUAAAAUCAUUUAUUUUUGUCUCCAAAGUGAAACAGUUUACGAAAUUUUUAUUAUCAUUGAAAAUCCGUUACAAAAUCCCGAAGAUUGAAGCGGAGUCCCGCAGAGAGCAAUAUUGAGACCACUACUUCCCACUUACAUAACCAAAUUACAUAAUCACAUAAUAAAUAGCCCUGAGCAGCAUGUUCACUCUAUAUCGAUCAUCAACAUGUUGU